GAAGUGAGGUUAUGUGUGCUGAAAGCUGCCUGAAAAAGUAUUUGUUUUGGAGGAUUUGUCUCCCAAAGUUCUAUCCACUAGUUCCCCCCCAAAUGCCUGAAGUAUGUCCGAAGAAGAGGAUGUCAAAAUAGUGUCUGUGCACUCAGGGUUUGAUGCAAUACCGCCAGAAUUGUGUCGUUUGUGUGCAAAAAGAAUCCAAGGGGAAGCCACAUCAAUAUUUGACGAUAGUCUCCAUGAAUCCUUGGAAGAAUUCCUCGGUAUUAGCAUUGGUGCAUCGGAUGUGUGGCCCAAGAGUGUAUGCCAAAAGUGUGUCAAGAAGGCUACAAAAACGAUAAAGUUUGUCCGGAGCAUCCGGAAAAGUGAAGAUGUCUUUAAGAAUUUGUACGGAGCCAAUGGGCCCGUAGUGGAAUUUGUUGUUACUGAAGUCGCUGGUGGGGUUCAGCAGGAUUUCGAUGAGGAUAGCGGUGAAGUGGAAGUGAUUUCUGAUGAUGAAGUCUACAUGGAUGACUCUGUAGUCGUGAAGGAGGAAAAUGAGGUAUUUGAGGAUCCUGGAGUAUCACAACUCUACCAUAGACUAGCAGAAAAUCAACCAGAUGCUUAUCCGAGGCAGAAUUAUGAGAUUGCGAUGCAGAAUGAAGAGAACUAUGAAGAGGAAGUCCUUCCAGCUGCCCUGGCGCCUCGACGACGGUACAAAACUGAUGAGGAUUUUCGACGUGUGGAGGCAUAUUACAACCUUUCCUGCACUUACUGCUUCAUCCGCUUCCUCAGACUCAAGGAACUGCGAGCACACUACCGGGAGAUGCAUCAGCAGGAAGGCUAUGUUUUGUGUUGCGGCAAGAAACUCUUUAGACUCACGUACAUGCUGGAUCACAUGGAGUACCACUCCAAUCCGGAGGCAUUCAAGUGUGACCAGUGUGGGAAGUGUGUAGACAGUCAGCUUCAUCUGCGUACCCACCAGCAACAGGCCCAUCCGGGCAUCUACAGUCGACGGAAGAAAGUGAUUGAACGCCUUUCGGAAGCCACAAAACAAUCUCGCUUCACUUGUCCCUACUGCCACAGGGAAUUUGACUACAAGUGCGCCAUGGACAGGCAUAUUACGCAGCUGCAUCAGGGAGGUACUUUUGAUAUUUGUGGAGUGUGCAACAAGAAAUUCAAGUGUCGAAUCUCGUAUCAGAGGCACAUCCGGUCCCACAUGAACUUGCCCCCUCAGGAAGGUUUAAUGGAUGAGAAUGACCAAUUUAUGAUUAUCAAUUAAGCCUGGCGUGGUAAGUCAUCCUCCAUAUUUCCAUGAUUAAUCCUCCUCUUAGAUCAAUUGUCCCCUAUUCCGAAAUCCUCAGAUUCCCGGAGCACUCUUGUAAUGCUCUGAAGGUGAAUUUGUAUCUCCCAAUUUGAGCAAAAUUGAUCUCACCGAAAAAGAGGCAUUUAGCACUGAAUUCAGGCGCAUGAAGAGGAUAAAAAUAUCUUUCCAUUGAUUUGUUAUUUUUUUAAAUUUUUAUUUUCUAUAUAGGGUAAUUGUACCAAAUUCCGGCCAGCUUGCAAUUUCCAAUGCUAUGUGUACAUUUUUAUUAAUUUUAAAAUGUAUUAAGAAUGAUUUUAAAGAAAAUAAAGACGAUAAACUGUCUACAAGGUUCCAAGCAACGCUCCUUAUAAAAAGUAACAAAAAUAUUCAAUUUGUAUUAAAAAUAUUACAUUUCAAACUUAAGACUUUGGCGCUUGCAUGCAACUAUGCCGAAAUUUGGCACAUUUACCCUAAUUUAAUGAGAUUUGUAAAUUUUUAAAUUUAAUUCUGAUAAUAAUUAACCAAAUUUUAUUUUUUAUUCAUUGAAAAAAAAAAUAUAGUGUUUAUCUGAAUUUUAAAAAUAAGGUAGAGUGAAUUCUUUUGGCUAUCUAAUCUAAAAUAAAAUUAGAAAAAAAGAAUUAUAAAAUCGUGCAACAACGAAAUGAGUUGUAUUUCACUUGUUUUAUUUAUUUUUAUUUAAAUAAAAUUUAUUUUAAAACAUGUGGCCAAAUGAACUUGCUCCACCCUAAAAGGAAUUUUUAACAAUUUUUACUAAUAUAAAAUUUCAGUUCAUUAUCAAUUCUAAUAAUGAGAAAAAUAAAGAGGUUUUUAUAAAUUGUUGAAUAACAGAUCAAUAAUUCCUGGCGCAAAAAAAAUUAGAACACAAAAAAAUAUUAAUUGAAUAAAUAAAUUUGAUAAAAU
Messenger RNA from Phlebotomus papatasi, 2200 nucleotides. RefSeq names its product transcription factor grauzone-like. Gene Ontology annotation, biological process: regulation of transcription by RNA polymerase II. The transcript has 2 exons. Gene Ontology annotation, molecular function: DNA-binding transcription factor activity; zinc ion binding; RNA polymerase II cis-regulatory region sequence-specific DNA binding. Gene Ontology annotation, cellular component: nucleus. Lineage: Eukaryota; Metazoa; Arthropoda; Insecta; Diptera; Psychodidae. The record is from RefSeq and is a predicted model, not a curated record. The coding region runs from base 104 to 1255 and encodes 383 amino acids.